Messenger RNA from Archocentrus centrarchus (flier cichlid), 4272 nucleotides. It is a transcript of the gene c1qtnf4, whose product is annotated as C1q and TNF related 4. Gene Ontology annotation, molecular function: protein binding. NCBI's taxonomy places the organism in Eukaryota, Metazoa, Chordata, Actinopteri, Cichliformes, Cichlidae. The record is from RefSeq and is a predicted model, not a curated record. The transcript has 3 exons. The coding region runs from base 92 to 1258 and encodes 388 amino acids.
AUCCAACAGCGCUGAUGAGACAGAAGUUUCAGCUCUGCGCUUCACACACACAGCCAGAACAGAAGACACCUUAUAUAUCCAUACAGAUAAGAUGCUGCUCCUAACCAGCCUGCUGAUUGGUCUGUUGUGCCUGAAUCAUGUGGGUGGUGUGUGGGGUUUUGCCCGUCUGCUCGAUGAUGUAGAGUUGCGUUCAGCUUUCUCAGUUGCUCGCACCUCCAGCAUGGAAGGGGGGCCAAAGAUGACUGUGACCUUUGACACUGUUUAUGUCAACAUCGGUGGGGACUUUGACGCCAAGUCUGGCUUGUUUCGCUGUCGUAUUCCCGGGGCCUACUACUUCUCCUUCACAGUGGGAAAGUUUCCACAUAAGGACCUGUCUGUGAUGCUGAUGAAAAACAGGAACGAGGUGCAGGCCAUCGUGUAUGAAGAAAACGCAGGAGAGGAGCGGAAGGUGCAGAGCCAGAGCGUCAUGCUGCAGCUAGAGUUCGGUGACACCGUCUGGCUCCGUCUCCAUGGUGACCCUCGUUAUGCGCUAUACAGCAACACCGGACACUACACCACCUUCAAUGGUUACCUCGUCUACCCCGAUGUCUAUGGCUACCAGACACACCACCAUCACCACCAGCAGCAUCCCGACUCCCAGCAGCCCCUGCAGGACAACAUCCCACUGCUGAACAACAACCAGGCCACAGAUCAUAUCAGAUCUGAAACGAGGGACGAGGAGAAGGAGCUGCAAAUUAAAGAGGAAGAGGAGGAGGACGAGGAUGAAGAGGACGACCAGAGAUCUGCCUUCUCAGUUGGGCGCACCCAAAGCAUUGUGGGUGUAAACCAACUGGGGAUGCCGCAGCACCAACCAGUGAGCUUCGACACGGCGUUUGUCAACAUCGGAGAAGACUUUAACGUGACGGAGGGAGUGUUCACCUGCCGCAUUCCUGGGGCGUACUUCUUCUCCUUCAACGUGGGCAAGAUGCCCCAGAAGACGUUGUCCGUCAAGCUGAUGAAGAACCGCCUGGAGGUGCAGGCGAUGAUUUAUGAUGACAGCCAGGGCGAGAAAGCUCUGCAGAGCCAGAGUUUGAUGCUGUCACUGAAACCGGGAGACACAGUCUGGCUCUACUCCCACCAGAGAGAUGGAUUUGGUGCCUACAGCAACCAUGCCAAGUACAUCACAUUUACCGGCUUUCUGAUAUACCCCGAUUUCCCUGCUACCACUGCCACCACCAAUACUGCCACCAGCCAAUCAUAUGCAGACAAGAAACCCUAGCUGCAGCACUUUGGCUAGGGACUGAACAUUGUUGGAGGAAUUCAUGCAAGAUGGAAAUGUCUUCAGAUUUCACAGAAGGCACUGGGGAGUUACACUCCAAAUGAAUGCUGCUUUGGCUGUCUUUCUGCUUCAUAUGAAUUCCUUCACAAAGUCACAGGGACCUUGGACUGAGUGCACUGCUUAACAAAAUCAAUUUUCAGCCACUGGCUUCCCAGGAUAUGACUUUGCCAGAUGUGAAUAUUUCACUCUUUAAUGAAAAUUCAGUGAUUACUCACUCACCUCUGUGUUAGCUCAUCAGUUAGCUUUCAUGCAUUUUAUACAGCUCAAAAACAAAAUUAUUCUGUGUUCACUGUUAGUGAACCCACUCAGUCUAUCAGCAUAUUAAAGGUGUCCAUGGUACAGAAACUCUGUUAUAUUAUUUAUAAUAAUUACUGGAUAUAAUGGUAAUGCUUUACUUUCUGUCUCUCUCAGCAUAUAAAACAUUUAUAAAACACAAAAAUGUUUUUAAAAAAGGAGCAACAAGAGGGUGGAGUGCUAUGUUAUCAGCUGACACUAUCAAGUUAGGAAAGAAAGCUAGGUUAGCAAGCUGCAUCCACACAGGUGCAGACAUGGAUACACUAUAAUUAAUGCCAAGUACUAUAUACAUAACAUACUAGAAUGUCACUCACCAAAACUGAAUCAAAGGGAGUUAGUGCAAUAAAAAAAAGAUAGCUGCACUGAAAACGGCCCAAAAGACACCAACGCCUCAAAUUAGCCAAGGCCUAGCUAGAGACAUAUUUGAAAUUGAGCAAGACAGUUUCUCUACACAAAGAGGAAAAUUAGUUGUAGAGACAAAAAAAAAUAAAUUGUACCAGUACCUGUUUAUUUCUGCUGCACUGGGAUUUUAUAGUCAGCCUCAAGUGGCCAUUCAAGAAACUGCAGUUGUUGGCAUUUCCAUGUUGGCUUCAUGCUUUAUAACUCAGGAGGUGGCUGCUUAAAGAGUUCAAGUUGUUGACAAAUAAGCACAUUUAUCACUUUCCAACUACAUCACAGCACCAAGUGUUUAAAUGAGGUGACUAGACUAGAAAUGACUAGAAAUGUUCAGAAUUUGCCCACUGUACCACAUUUUAGGGAAUUAUAUAGUCUUUAUAUUAUACAGUAUUUUGAAUAUGAGUUCUCUAAAAACUUGUAAGCAUGUGUUGAUAAAUAUAGUGCAGUAAAAAAGUAUAUUUGUGUAAUGUGCUGCAGAAUUAGAAAGAAAGAGUCAUAUUGCGUACUUAAGCAAGUACUCAAACUGCUAAGUACAGUGUCUGAGUAAAUGUACACUGAGCAAAAUGAAAAUUCAAAAUCUUUAUGCAUGCGCAUUUAAGUCUGAGCUGCAGAUAAGGCAGUGAUCCCAUAGUGGAGAUUUACGUGGCAUAAAGGUGUGGUAGAUAAUCACUGAAUUUUUCAUUUUUUUGAGCAAAAUAUUCCUCUAAGUGCAUUUGUUCUUCUUGUCAAAGGUGUUUCUGCUCGUAAGGUAAAGUGUCUUUACUUUCUUUGUCUUUAGAGGCAUGUGAAUCGAUAUAAACUGUGUUUCGUGUCAAAAUUCUCUUUUCAUUUGGGAGUUUGGUGUUUCUCUCCCCAAAAUUGGCCACAGCAGGAGAAGAGCAUGACGGGACAAAACUGACAUCGCUGUGGAAAUGUGCAGACUCCAUAUCCAUCAGACUGUUGACCACAUGCCACCUCUGCGCCUGCGGGGAUCUGGACCUUAAUUUGAUUUCUAAUUCUAGCAGCGUUUAAUUCAUGUCUCCAGAACCACUGUGGGGAAAAUUUAAUUGCUUCUCCCAGGCUGCUAUAAUAUGCAUGUCUGUUUAAUUUCACGCCACCGGGGGAAAAGAUGAUGCUGUUCAAGUUGUGAUGAACCUUGACUUUAUGAAAUCACCUUCUCUGUUGGAGAGGCACCAUGUGAAAUCAUACUUCACUUUUAUUGAGCAUUUACAUUUUUAUUACAGUUAACUGGCUGUAAAUUCAUGAGAAGAAAGUUCUGGUAUAAAUGAUGAUCUAAACACGCCAGUUAUGACAAAUAGGCUAAUUUGCUUCCUGAAGAUUAAAAUAUCAAACUGACAUUAGUUUCAUUAAUCAGUAUUUUGGUCUUAAUGAUGACAUAAAUGACUGUGUGCUAUUAGAAAAUGUUGCUUAAAGUAGUAAAGAGUAAUUUCCAAACACAACAUGCAGCUUUUUCAUGGAAAUAUAAUAUUUGCUACUAUAAACACUAAAUUAAAGAAUAGCUCAUGUGCAUUUAACACAGCAUAGUUUCCUCAGUAGCUGGUGGAGAACAAAAAUAGAGCUAUAAAGAAAUGAUGAAUUGACUUACAUUCAUCAGUUAGAAGGAAAAACUUUAUAUUAUUGAUAUUAUUUGGGUGGACAGAAUCUUUAAAAUAGAGCCAAAAAUCCUCAUAAAUUCAAGCUGACUGUAUUCUGUAAAACAAUCCUUAAAAAAUAAGAUACAAAGGUUUUAUCCCUCAGUGGCAAAAUCUAUUCCUGCAUAUCACAAGUUGCAUACCAGAAGCCUGAACUUUUUCAGACUUUGAAUAAUGCUUAAAAAAAAUGUAAGAAUUUUUUUUUUUUAUAUAGAGAAAUUGUAAGAGGAAGUCAUGGCGCCCAAAGAAUGUUGAGCACCACGAGAGGAUUCUUUGACUGCAAAGAUGGCGAUAGAAAUGUUCAAUUGUUUUGGAGCAAAGUUGUUAAUUUUUUCUGUUUUUUUCAGAUUUUGAUAGUCUUUGUACUUACACUAUACUGCCAUCUGCCUUCACACACAUAUGGACUUGGGUGACAUCCCAUUCUUAAUCCAUAGGGUUUAAUAUGAUGUCAGCCCACCCUUUGCAGCUAUAACAGCUUCAACUCUUCUGGGAAGGCUUUCCACGAGGUUAAGGAGAGUUUACGGGAAUUUAUGACCAUUCUUCCAGAAGCACAUUUGUGAGGUCAGACACUGAUGUUGAACAAGAAGGCCUGGCUCACAGUCUCUGUCAAGUUCUUCCACACCAAACUUGCUC